CUGUAUAUAAACAACACAGAUCUCUUCCCUGUCAGCUCCUGCAUACUGCUUUGUACGGAUCUGCAUAGCAGAGCCGUACAAAGCAGUGUGCUUACAGUGGAAAGCACUUGCACACAGCAUACUGUGAAACCGCAGACAGCUAACUCUUUGAUUUCCCCAGAUGUUAACCAUUUCCUGCCCAGUUGACAUUAGUACAGUUUCAGUGGUUUUUUUUCACUGAUCACUGUAUUGGUGUCACUGGGGAUGUCAGUGACCCCAAGUCAGUUCCCCCCCAGUGUCAAAAUGUCCGCCGCAGUCCUGCCAUAA
This is a messenger RNA of Staurois parvus, 306 nucleotides long. The record is from the annotation of a GenBank genome assembly. NCBI's taxonomy places the organism in Eukaryota, Metazoa, Chordata, Amphibia, Anura, Ranidae.